Chelonia mydas (Green sea turtle) is the source of this 1652-nucleotide messenger RNA. RefSeq names its product RNA transcription, translation and transport factor (gene RTRAF). Gene Ontology annotation, biological process: tRNA splicing, via endonucleolytic cleavage and ligation. Gene Ontology annotation, molecular function: RNA binding. The transcript has 8 exons. Gene Ontology annotation, cellular component: tRNA-splicing ligase complex. The coding region runs from base 714 to 1472 and encodes 252 amino acids. The record is from RefSeq and is a predicted model, not a curated record. NCBI's taxonomy places the organism in Eukaryota, Metazoa, Chordata, Testudines, Cheloniidae.
CCCCCCGCCGUCGCCUUGCCCCUUCCCCCUCAGGCCUGCUCUGCCCCCACCCCCCCAAAGAGCUGACCUGCCCCUUCCCUCUCAGGCCUACUCUGCCUCUCCCCACACCUCACCCCUUCCCCCUCAGGCCUGCUCUGUCUCCCCCGUCCCUUCCCCCUCAGGCCUGCUCUGCACCCCCCCCCACAAAAAGCUGACCUGCCCCUUCUCCCUCAGGCCUGCUCUGCCUCCUCCCGCGCCUCGUCCCUUCCCCCUCAGGCCUGUUCUACCCCCCCCCCCCCAAAAAAAAAAAAAGCUGACCUGUCCCUUCCCUUCAGGCCUGCUCUGCCCGCCCCGCUCUGGUGGCCCCCGGGGCGCCCUGUCCUCCUCUGCUUUGGUAGCCCCCCUAUCGCCAUCCCUAGCUUUGGCCUUAGAGCGCCCCUCCCCUCCGGCUCCUGCAGAGCUCCAGGGCUGCUCCCAAAUGCGCUACGGACCCUUUGGCUUCCUCCCUCCAAUAAAAACGCUUGCCGCCUCUGGCCCCAUAUGCCGAGCUGCUAGUCGGCAGCUGCUCCGGGCUUUAUUGCUGGCUUCAUGCACACAGGGUUGCAUGGCCUGGCAUCCUCCCCUCCCCUCCCCCUAGGAGAGAAAAGUGUGUGUUUGGAGUGGGUGGAUUCCCCACUGUGGGCUUACCUGGACUGGGGAAAGGCAGCGUUAGGAAUGGUGUUAACUAACAAUCCAUGCAGACUAACACAGCUGCUACUCUGAAAUCCAUGCUUUGUCCUUCCUGGCAAUCAGGCUAUGAAAGAGAUGUUCCUGGACAAUAUGAAACAGAAUUUAGAAACUUUAUUGUCUGGCUCGAAGACCAGAAAAUCAGACACUACAAGAUUGAAGACCGAGGAAAUCUAAGAAACAUACACAAUGACGAAUGGCCUAAAGCCUUUGAAAAGUAUCUGAAAGAUGUUAACUGUCCCUUCAAGAUACAAGAACGACAGGAAACAAUUGAUUGGCUUCUUGGGUUAGCUGUUAGGCUUGAGUAUGGAGAUAAUGCUGAUAAGUAUAAGGACUCCACGCCUGACAGUGCUAAAAAUACUGAUAAUGCAGCAAAAAAUGCAGAGCCACUGAUAAACUUGGAUGUGAAUAAUCCUGACUUUAAGGCUGGAGUGAUGGCUUUGGCUAACCUUCUUCAAAUCCAGAGACAUGAUGACUAUUUGGUAAUGCUUAAGGCAAUUCGCAUUUUGGUUCAAGAGCGCUUGACUCAGGACGCCAUAGGAAAGGCAAAUCAAUCAAAGGAGGGUUUGCCUGUUGCUUUAGAAAAGCACAUUCUUGGUUUUGACACAGGAGAUGCUGUUCUUAAUGAAGCUGCCCAGAUUCUUCGAUUGCUGCAUAUAGAGGAACUCCGAGAGCUGCAAACAAAAAUUAAUGAAGCCAUCGUAGCAGUUCAGGCAAUUAUUGCUGAUCCAAAGACAGACCACAGACUGGGGAAAGUUGGAAGAUGAGCAAGUGAAGACUAUAGUCUCCUGUGUACUUCGUACAGUUAGGAGCUAUGUACAACUCUGGCAUGCAUUUUGAAGUGGAUAUUCCACUCUUUUGAAAGAAAGCAAAGAGGAAAUGGAAUCCUGACUGGUCUAGUGAAUUACCAUCAUUUUUCUUUUAAAUAAAGUUGGGGAAAUGCUAAA